AUGCGCCGCCUCUCUGGGUACCUCGGGCUCGCAGAGCUCGAGCCGGAGAGCAAGUCGCCUCCCGCGCCUCUCGUCGCUGCGCCCGCUCCAGCCGCCGCUGCUGGCGCUCCCGACUUCUCUCUCGUCUCCGACCCGGCUGGCGGCUAUGCUGCAGCAGUCGGCGCCGGAUCGAAGAAGGCACAAGCGUCCGCCGGCAAGGUCUUCGGCCUCGGCAUCUUAGCGGGUACACACAUCGGCUUCGGCGCCUAUCUCGCCGUGGCCAUCGGCGCCGCUUGCCCCGGCCUCCACGCCUCCAAUCCGGGCCUCCAGAAGAUGGUUUUCGGCGCAUUCGGCCUGCCAUUCGGAUUAUUCAUGAUCUCGAUGUCCGGCGCAGAGCUUUAUACGGGCAACGCGGCCCUCGUGCCGAUGGCGUGGCUGGAGGGGAAGGCCACCGCCGCUCAGGUCGUCCGCAACCUCGGAGCCUCGUGGGCCGGCAACCUGCUCGGAAGCAUCCUCCUCGCGGCGCUGGUGACUGCCGGCGGCACGCUCGGCGAGGCGGCCGCCGCUCAAAAGAUUGCCUUCGGAAAGACGCACGAGCCGCUGCUCGUCGUCCUCGUACGCGCCGUCCUCUGCAACUGGGCCAUGCGCGAGGAGGAGAGCCGAGCCUCGCUGCAGCGGUCAGCCCUCGAGGUUGGCGAGCAGCGGGCGGCGGCGCGGGAGGCGCAGGAGGCCGCGUCGCAGGCGGUGCGCAAGGCGAGGGAGCAGACGCGGCGCGUGGCAGAGGAGCACCAGCGGCAGCUGCGCGUGGCGGAGGAGUACCAGCAGCAGCUGGCCGCGACGCACGCGCAGCUCGAGGAGUCGCUCGCCGCGGUGCGCAGGGCCGAGGACGGGGCGGCGGCGCUCGAGGCCGCGUUGGUCGACGAGCGGCAGCGCGCAUCGCAUUUGCUCAACGAGACGGAGGCGGUGCCAGCCCGCACGGCCUCUCGUCUCCCACCGUGA
Molecule: messenger RNA, 978 nt
Organism: Emiliania huxleyi CCMP1516
Lineage: Eukaryota; Haptophyta; Isochrysidales; Noelaerhabdaceae
Gene: NAR2
Product: tentative formate/nitrite transporter
Exons: 5
Coding region: 1-978 (325 amino acids)
Biological process (GO): nitrite transport; transmembrane transport
Cellular component (GO): membrane
Molecular function (GO): high-affinity secondary active nitrite transmembrane transporter activity
Source: RefSeq, a predicted model, not a curated record